GUAUGACUAAUGAUGGCCGAAUUCUCGUUUCGCGGAAAGAAAGUCAAGCGAACGGUCGUUUCGUGGCUGCCGAUCCAAUCUGCGGUCUCAACCAUUUCGCCAUAUUGGUCUAGAACCAUGUAACGUUCACAAAUAAAUAUUAACUUUCGUAAAUAAAGUCAGGAUGUCACUUAGAUCUUGAUUUAAGUAUUGUAGCUAAAGACUGGCACGUCUGUUUAGCUAGUAUUGUCAAGUGAGAAUUUGGGGUUAUGUCAUAACAAUACAAAAACAAUGAACACGAUGACCCCUUUGGAAAGUCCUGCCCCUGAGCACAAUUAUGGCCGCCAACUUGCUAAACCACUCCACAUACAACAAUUGGAGGCAGCUUUGAACUUAGAGCCAUUUAUGAAAUAUGUUGAAUCUAUGUUGUCUGAGAAUAUAGAGAGUGUUGAUGAAAGUGACCUUUCCGACAAUGAGGCAGAUAUUUUGAAAUGCACAUUGAAGGGAAGUGAUGAUGGUAAAAUGGUGAAUGGUAUCUCUAUAUCUAAAUAUGAAAGAAAAGCAGACAAAACAAGAUUAUACAACUUCAGUCAAGUCAGAAAGAGCCGAAGAUGGAUUCGAAGUAUACUGUUGAGUGACACAUCCUCAUCUGAAGACGAAGACCUACCAUUAAAACCUGAAGAUCUCCACUUCAUGCUAAACAUUCACAAGCACAAUAUGAAGCAUAGAAAUAGAUUUUAUUCUGAUUCAGAGCUAAGGCACUACCAAUAUUGCAGUACUGGACUUCUCUCCAACUAUGACAAGUAUCCAGAACACAGUAAAAUGUUUGCAGGUCACAAAAAGAAAAUGGCCAAAGAGCAAAAGAAACAAGAGAAGAAAGCUAGAGCUAAGUUGAAACGUCUUAAAAAAGAUCAUAAUUUAGAUGAUGAUGGAGAGGAAAUAGACCCAGCCGUUUUACAAGCUAUUUUAGCCAAGCGUCAAGAAAAGAAGGAAAAGAAACCUAAGAAAUUAACCCCUGAACAGGCUGAUGCAAAGAGAAGAAAAUUAUGGAUUUCUAUUGCUAAAAAAGAAAUUCCUAGGGCUCAAAAACAGAAGGCAUCUGCUCGUAAGGAAAUGUUAGCAUCAUUGAAAAAGAUAUCAACUCAGGCAAUGCGAGAAUGCAGACGAGGAGCUCUCUUGUCACAGAAAACAAUGAAAGAAACACCAGCAAGAGCAAGGCGACUAACCAGAGAAAUGUUAAUUUAUUGGAAGAGAUUUGAAAAGGUGGAGAAAGAACACAGAAAACGUGCAGAGAAAGAGGCGCUGGAACAAAGGAAACUAGAUAUUGAGCUGCGAGAGGCCAAACGGCAACAACGAAAAUUAAACUUCCUGAUCACACAGACAGAAUUGUAUGCACAUUUCAUGGCCCGUAAAAUAACAGGUGAAGGGAAUGAACACAAGGAGAAAAUAUUAUCUCAUCUUGACGAGAGGAAAGGUAUCAGCUCUCGUCAUGUUAAUGGAGGUGUCCUUGAGGAUGAACUUCAGGAUGAUGACUAUGAUUGUGAAGCUGUUAAAAAAUUAGCUCUAACAAAUGCUGAAACAGCUUACACCAAAAAUGUGGUUGAGAGAAGAGCCUUUGAUUCUGAUGCUUUGAAUCAAGUAUUAUCAGAGCCAACACUCAGCUCAGACUCAAAGUGUGCCCAGCCUGACAUGUUUAAUGGGAAACUCAAAGGUUAUCAGUUAAAGGGCAUGAACUGGGUGGCCAACUUGUACAAUCAAGGCAUCAAUGGAAUCUUGGCAGAUGAAAUGGGUCUUGGGAAAACUGUACAGAGUAUAGCUUUCUUGGCUUACUUAGCAGAGGUUCAGAAUAUCUGGGGUCCUUUUCUUAUCAUUGCUCCAGCAUCAACUCUUCACAAUUGGCAGCAGGAGGUGUCCCGGUUCACACCUAAAUUUAAGGUUGUUCCUUAUUGGGGAAAUACACAAGACAGAAAAAUCUUAAGAAAAUUCUGGGAUCAAAAAUCUCUUCAUACAGAGGAUGCCUCAUUUCAUGUGGUCAUCACAUCCUAUCAACUGGUCAUACAGGAUGUCAAGUACUUCCAACGUAUCAAGUGGCAGUACAUGGUCCUUGACGAGGCUCAGGCCAUCAAAAGUACUUCAAGUGUCCGAUGGAAAAUUCUGCUUGGCUUUAGCUGCAGGAACAGGUUACUAUUGACUGGAACUCCAAUUCAGAACAGUAUGGCAGAGUUGUGGGCCCUGCUCCAUUUCAUAAUGCCCACCUUGUUUGACUCUCAUGAUGAGUUUAAUGAGUGGUUUUCUAAGGACAUUGAAAGUCAUGUAGAGAAACAGUCUGGGAUUGAUGAGAAUCAGUUGUCCAGGUUACACAUGAUCUUGAAACCAUUUAUGUUGAGAAGGGUGAAGAAAGAUGUGGAAAAUGAAUUAUCUGACAAGAUUGAGAUCUUAGUGUAUUGUCCACUGACCACACGACAGAAAUCUCUGUAUCAAGCCAUCAAGAAUAAAAUAUCAAUUGAAGAUUUACUGUACUCAUCUUCCUCCACCUCAGCUCAGUCUACUACUAGCAGUCUGAUGAAUAUUGUUAUGCAGUUCAGAAAGGUGUGUAACCAUCCUGAACUUUUUGAGAGAAAUGAACCCAAGUCACCAAUACAUCUCAAUGCACAUACAUUUCUGUUACCAAAGCUCAUCUAUAGAGAAGGCUGUGUGGAGAAACUGUUACAAAGUUGUGAACAUAUUCUGUUAAACUUACUCUAUAUAUUUUCACCUCACAACAUUUAUUCAGAUCUGUUUUCAAGUCAAGAUAGCACAUUCUCAUUUACCAGACUUAUAAAUAUGUCACCUAAAGAAUUACAUAGUUAUAUGUAUGGAGGUUUAUUGGUCAGGUGGCUUGGUGUUUUCUUAUUAAUGAAAGAAGCCUACAGGAUACACCACAUGUCUCAGCAGGAAAACAUUAGUUUCACCCCAAGAACAUGUCUGUUGCUAGAGCCACUACAGACCACAUCAGUGUGUAAUAUAGAGCAAAGUCCAAUCAUGCAGAACCUUGUGUUCACAAGCUACACAUCCAAGUUCUACACACAUCAGAAGGUCAUAUUACACUACAUCCCAGAAACAUUUGCACACCGGCAAAUUAGACUUGGCCGUGUCAGGCACGUAUCUGGGAAGAAAAUAGCCAGCCCUGGGAGUUCACCCACAAAAUCUCCAGGGAAAAGUCCUACAACUCACACAGUCACUGAAGAGAUUCAUCUGCCUGUAUUCCCACACAAGUAUCGUCCAUCUAGAGCUCUAAAAUGCUGCAGGAUAGACAUGGCUGAUUUCUUUAUGCUGCUCAUACCCAAGGUGACAUGUCCUGGCAUGGUUGAAUACUCAAGUGAUCGCAGUGCAGAGUGGGAACGAAUCAAGAAACUUGAAUGUGGUACACAGAUAGCUAAACAGGCUUUAUGGUUUGGCUCUCCUGAACUGUAUUCUGUAGCUUGUCAGGCAUCUCGUCAUUUCACUUAUGUUCCCAGGGGAGGCUUGUUGGCUGUGAAACCACAUUAUGGUUGGACACAGGUUCAAAUUGCAGACAAAGAAUCUCUAGUGAGUGAUGCUGGAAAGCUGUAUGUGCUGGAUUCACUGUUACAGCGUUUGAAAGAUGAAGACCACAGGGUAUUGAUAUAUUCACAGAUGACAAGGAUGAUAGAUCUACUGGAGGAGUAUAUGUGGUAUCGCAAACACACAUAUAUGCGGCUGGAUGGAUCUUCCAAGAUUUCAGAACGCCGUGACAUGGUGGCAGACUUUCAGACUCGUUCAGACAUUUUUGUCUUUUUGCUGAGUACCAGGGCUGGAGGCCUGGGCAUCAACUUAACAGCUGCAGAUACUGUGAUAUUUUAUGAUAGUGAUUGGAACCCUACUGUUGACCAGCAAGCUAUGGACAGAGCCCAUCGACUUGGUCAGACCAAACAAGUGACAGUCUACAGGUUAAUCUGUAAAGGAACCAUUGAGGAAAGGAUACUACAACGUGCUAAAGAAAAGAGUGAGAUUCAAAAAAUGGUAAUCUCAGGGGGAAGCUAUAAACCUGACUCUCUAAAACCUAGAGAAGUUGUAUCCUUGUUAAUUGAUGACGAUGAAAUGGAAAAGAAAUUGCUAACACGACAGUUUGAGAAGGUUGGAGAUGAUCCAAACUUAGGGACUAUAUUUAGAAAGAGGAAACGAGAAUACAAGAAACGAGAGGGUACCAAGAAAAAGGCAGUGGAGGAAAAUAAUUUGACAAUUCCUGCCCCAGACACAGAGUCUAUAGCCAGUAGGGAUUCAGUGCCAGCUAGUCCAAUGUCUGUAGUGAGUGAGUCCACAUCAAUGAUGACCCAUGAAGACAGUAAUGAUGGUGGUUUGGUCAUUGUGGAUGACAGCAGUCAGAACUUGUUUCCACCAGUUACCAGCACACCGAUUCAACCCCCAAAGAGAGGUAGAGGCAGAGGUCGCCCACGAGGUUCUGGUGUAGGAAAAAGGCCACGAGGUCGAGGCAGUGCCAAGAAAGCUCUCUCUGCUGCUGAAAUAGCUGGUGCCCAUGCAGGAAUGACCGCUGCCUAUGCUGCUUAUGGAUAUAAUUUUACAGGCAAAACAGGAGGACAGACCAAGCCACAGUUACCACCUAACUCAUAAAGAUCUUAAGCUUGGAAUUGAGCUUGUAAAUAGUUCCAAUGAAUAAUUCUUUGUUGUCACUGUAGAAUACAUUAGUAUAUGUAGACAGUGAAAUGGUGAAAUGUAUAGAUAGAUACAUCAUCAAUAAUCAUUGUAUUAAUAUUUAUGUGUAUGUAGACAUGUUAGAAAUAUCACAAGUAAAAUUAAACUUUGUGCUGUAUAGUUUGUUUAACUGCCAAUCUUAACAUAAUUACAUUGUUAAUGACCAUUGCCUAUAUAAAUUCUGUUAAACUGCCAAAGGUACUAUUGGUAAAAGAUAACAGUUUAUCAUUGUUGAUCACAAUUAUUGAAGCACAUGUUUUAAAUGUUGCUUUUCUUAAGAUAUCAUUACAGAACAGUCAUUUCUCAUGACAAUUGUUUCUCUUUAAUGUACAUAUGUGUAUAGAACAAAUGAUUACUGCUAUCUUUAUGUGUCUCAUUGAUAAUGUUGAACUUUUUUUUUUUUUUUUUCAAAUAUAGAGUCUCUGAAUUUUC
Biomphalaria glabrata is the source of this 5121-nucleotide messenger RNA. Its product is annotated as chromatin-remodeling ATPase INO80-like. Gene Ontology annotation, cellular component: Ino80 complex. The coding region runs from base 271 to 4608 and encodes 1445 amino acids. Gene Ontology annotation, molecular function: ATP binding; DNA binding; histone binding. The transcript has 36 exons. NCBI's taxonomy places the organism in Eukaryota, Metazoa, Mollusca, Gastropoda, Planorbidae. The record is from RefSeq and is a predicted model, not a curated record. Gene Ontology annotation, biological process: DNA repair.